Molecule: messenger RNA, 1314 nt
Organism: Exophiala bonariae
Lineage: Eukaryota; Fungi; Ascomycota; Eurotiomycetes; Chaetothyriales; Herpotrichiellaceae
Exons: 2
Coding region: 1-1314 (437 amino acids)
Biological process (GO): epoxide metabolic process
Molecular function (GO): epoxide hydrolase activity
Source: RefSeq, a predicted model, not a curated record
AUGUGGCUUGUCAUUAUCCUCCCAUAUUUCCUCUAUGCAUGGCGUACAUUAGCCAUUCAAGACUCGGAUGGCUAUGGUCCGCUCAACUUCAAAGCAGCAUUCGGGCCGUUACCACAGCCGAUGAUCAUCGAUGUCAACCCAGCCUUCAUCGAGCAAACAAGAGUCAAAGCCAGUUUAACCCGUCUGGCCAUUAAUAUCGAUGUGCCCCCCUUUACGGAAGGUGUUCCUUCGACCGAAAUAUCCAACAUCGUUAAUUUCUGGACCCAUGAAUACAACUGGACUACCGUGCAGACCAGCCUCAAUUCGCAAUACCGCCAUUUCACCACCACAAUCCCGCCGUUGAACGACUCACAGACAAAAUUUCCAGACCCGACAUCACUCCAUUUUAUACACCAUAUCUCGUCACGACCUGAUGCCAUUCCCCUCCUCUUUAUCCACGGGUGGCCAGGCUCGUUCCUCGAAGUUGGCAAAAUCCUGACAGAUUUGGUUGAGCCAUCCGAUUCCUUUGAUCCGGCUUUCCAUAUCGUUGCGCCUUCUAUCCCAGGCUUCGGUUUCUCGCCCGCACCCACCAAGCCCGGGUUUGGACUAGUUGAGACUGGUGCAGCAUUCCAUCAACUCAUGCUUCAACUCGGCUAUGAGCGAUAUGUGAUUCAGGGCGGCGAUUUCGGCUCCCACACGGCGCGGUACAUGGGUGCUGCAUAUCCAGAAUCAGUGGUGUCGAUAUUGUGCAACCUCUAUGGUGUUCCAGCAAAUAUGAGCGAUCGGGCUCGCAGGGAGGCGAACGAAACAACAGCUGAAGAAGACGCCUACAUAGACAUCCUUGACAUGACAGAACCCUUUGCUGAGGCAUUCUGGAAUCUAGAGGCCGCAGUCCCACUGCAAUUGGGGAUACUAUUGACUGACAGUCCGGUAGGUAAUCUUGCCUGGCCAUACAUGGGCAUGCGCGGUUUUGCACCAGGCUACGAGUGGGCUCUCGAGGAUCUAAUCACAUGGGCGAUGAUGUUGUACAUCCAAGGCCCAUAUGGUAGUGUCAGGAUCUAUCAUGAAUUACAACGAGAGGGCACCUUAGCUUUCCGCUUCCCUUAUGUGUCCAUCCCUACUGGAGUGCUGCAAUACUUUCCAGACGCCGCAUAUGGAGCACCCCGUGAGUGGUGCGAACGCACCGCCAGGAUCACAUUUUUUGUGCGUAAGACUCAAGAUGUCCCUGGUGGCCACUUCCCAGCCCAAGUGAAUCCGAAGGAGUUGAUAUCAGACAUUCGAUCUUUCUGGUCGUCUCACGCAGGUGGAUGGGCGGUGGGGUCAGUGGAACAAUGA